AUGGCGGAAAAUUAUUCCGCACAAGAGAUUAUCAAGACAUUGAAUCUCUCUCCACAUCCAGAAAAGGGGUACUACGUCGAGACCUUCCGCGACAGCUAUUCAUCAGACGAUCGCUCGCAUAGCACCUGCAUUUAUUACCUUCUCGAGGGAAAAAGUGGCCUCUCGCAAUGGCACCGUGUUCUUGAUGGCGCUGAGAUAUGGCAUUACUACGCCGGUGCCCCUCUGCAACUCUUACUAUCCUGGAAUGACGGGAAACCCAUUCGGGACACGAUUCUGGGAAUUGAUUUUGCGAAGGGUCAACGACCACAGGCCAUCGUUGAGCGUGGAGAGUGGCAGCACGCGAAAAGCCUAGGUGAUUGGACUCUUGUGGGGUGCACAGUAGCACCAGCAUUCUUAUUCGAGAGUUUUGAGAUGGCUGAAGCGGGUUGGGAGCCUCGCUCGGACAAUGUUAUUGAAGGCGAGUCCACGUCUAGCUAA
This is a messenger RNA of Penicillium expansum, 477 nucleotides long. RefSeq names its product cupin domain-containing protein. The coding region runs from base 1 to 477 and encodes 158 amino acids. The record is from RefSeq and is a predicted model, not a curated record. Gene Ontology annotation, cellular component: intracellular anatomical structure. NCBI's taxonomy places the organism in Eukaryota, Fungi, Ascomycota, Eurotiomycetes, Eurotiales, Aspergillaceae. The transcript is spliced from 2 exons.